GGGCCUUCAACUUUUUGACAAAUUAAAAGAGAAACACCAUAUUCGAAUUAUCCUCACUAUCUCCUCCAUUCCUCUGUUCUCUGUACUCUCAAAUCAAGUCAGUGGGGUUUGUAAGUUAUGGAGGCUAUGUUCCAGGAAUUCAUCGCCACAUCAACCGAUUUGGUAUGCAAUCAUCUCUCUGAACCAUUGAAUCCAAUGGGUAUGAGCGGGCAAAAUUUCUUCUGUCCUAGCAGUAGUUCCUCAGGCAUGAACAGUCUCCCCGAGAGCAAAUCUGCUACAAAAGAAGGAGAUGAAAAGGAAGGGGAUUGCCCAGAUCCGACUCUGAAGUUCAUAAGCCACAUGCUGAUGGAGGAAGAGGAGUUGGAGAACCAGCCCUGCAUGCUCAGCGAAUGCCUGGCUUAUAAAGCCACCGAGGAACACUUUUCCGACGUCCUCCACGGCACCGGAGGCCAGCCCGACGGUUUCACCUCCGGUACUCAUCCCACUAACACCUCAUCUGAACUUUUGUCCGUUCCAAUUGAAUUCCCCCAUGAAUUUCGAUCUUGCGGGAAACGGACCCACGACUCUCCAUUACCCGACAAUGAAUCUGCAGAAAUCCACCAGCGAAACCCUAAGUACUUGGCGGCCAGUGAAUUGGAAGAAUCCGAAGAGCCGUUAGACGAUACCUUCUACGACGCCCUUCUCUGUCCCGUAGACAGAACAAAUUGCGACCCUAAGGCGGCAGAGAAGACCCGCCGCCGUAGGAAGAAGAAAGGAGAAGUGGAUCCGGAAUUCGUUGACGUCAGAGGAUUGCUCACCCAAUGUGCACAAUCCAUGGCGAAUUACGACAUGAAGGCGGCGAACGAGACUCUCAGGAAGAUAAGAGUGCACUGUUCUCCUCACGGGGGCGAAACCGAAAGGACGGCGUUCUAUCUCGCCAAUGCGCUCGAGGCACGCGCAAACGGAAUGGGGACGUCACUCUAUGCAACUAAGUAUCCCAACAGUAGCUCUGCUGCGGAUAUGGUGAAGGCUGUUCGGAGGUAUGUCCAAGCAGUCCCCUUCAUGGUAGUAUCAACCAUGAUGGCCAACUUAUGCAUAGGAAAACUUGCUGUUGCAGAGGGAGUAACCAGCCUCCACAUCAUAGAUUUUGGAGUUUUGUAUGGUUUUCAAUGGCCAAGUUUCAUCCAAGGUCUCUCGAUGAGGCCCGGUGGGCCUCCCAGGCUUCGCAUCACCGGGAUAGAAUUUCCCCGCCCCGGUUUCCGCCCCGAUGAGCGGGUCAGGGCCACGGGCCUUCGGUUGGAGAAAUACUGCAAGAGAUUCAAUGUCCCGUUUGAGUUCAAAGCCAUAGCACGGAAUUGGGAGAGUAUAACACUCGUAGAUCUCGAGAUUGACAGGGCCCAUGAUGUGCUGGUGGUCAACUGCUUGGACAGGCUCGGAAACGUGUUGGACGAGACGGUGGUGCCGAGCAGCCCGAGGGACACUGUACUCAAUCUCAUCAAGAACAUUAAUCCAGAUGUGUUCAUCCAUUCAGUCGUGAAUGGUACCUACAAUGCCCCAUUCUUUGAUGUGCGGUUCCGAGAGGCACUCUUUCACUUCUCCUCGCUGUUUGACAUGUUUGAUGCGACUCUGCCAAGUGAAGACAAAGACAGGCGACUCUUUGAGGAAACUGCUUUUGGGAAAAUUUUGAUGAAUGUGAUCGCUUGUGAAGGAAUUGAGAGAGUUGAGAGGCCCGAGACAUACAGGAAAUGGCAACUUCGGAGCCUUAGGGCUGGACUUCAACAACUCCCUCUCGAUCAAGAGAUCGUCAAGUCUGUAACUGAGAAAGUGAAAUCAGAUUACAAUAAGAAUUUCUCCGUGGAAGAAGACGAGAACUGGUUGUUGCAAGGGUGGAAAGGAAGGGUUCACCACGCUCUCUCUUUUUGGAAGGCUAAUAACAGCUAGUCGAAUUAUUAUUUUUGUGGCAAAUUAGCAAUGUGUAUUACGUACAUUCAAUGGAUGCGAGAACUAUGUCAGUCUCUUCCUCUUUUGAGCAUUUGUGCUUGAGGUAUUCAAUUUUGAUGAGCUCAGAGGCCUAUCUUGACUUAAUGCGUUUUGUCUAGAGCAAUCAGGAUUGUAUAAGAGGUAAAUAAGUUUGAAACUUUAUGAAAUGAAUGAAAUGUUGUGACAAUAAAGUUAAAGUGAUCGAAUAUAAUGAAGCUCAGAAGAAC
This is a messenger RNA of Cuscuta epithymum, 2186 nucleotides long. The record is from the annotation of a GenBank genome assembly. Lineage: Eukaryota; Viridiplantae; Streptophyta; Magnoliopsida; Solanales; Convolvulaceae.